Molecule: messenger RNA, 1948 nt
Organism: Diatraea saccharalis (sugarcane borer)
Lineage: Eukaryota; Metazoa; Arthropoda; Insecta; Lepidoptera; Crambidae
Source: the annotation of a GenBank genome assembly
AACUAUUCGUUUACUAGGUCAUAUUGUACUCGUGAAGUUAAAAUAGGAGGUAUAUUUCAUCAUUUUGUCAAAUAAGCAUACCGUACACAUGGUAUCGAAGGAUAAGGCGUUUUGAAACUUUAGUACUUUUAAUAAAACCGAAACUAGUUACGUUGCCUUCUAUUAUAAAAAAAUCUUUCGGAACGUCACCACUCUCAUCAUCCCCGCAGGCAUGUCGAACGGUGCUCUCCCGCAGUGGAAGCGCGAGCUGCUGCAGCGGCGCGCCGCACGCUCGCGCCCCACCCCGCCGCCCGCCCACGCGCCCCCGCCCCCGCCCCCGCUCCCCGCGCACGCCCCGCCCGACGAGGACGAGGAGCUGCGCUACGGGCCCGGCAUCGUCAAACGACUCAAGUCGCGCUACCUGAGCCUCGCUCUGCGGGACGCGCCCCGCCGGCGGCCCUCCGUUCUCCGCCGCGCCGCCUCGCUCGAGCAUCUCCUGGACGAGCGGCCGCCCCCCGCGCCGCGCCCGCCGCCCGCCCGCGCGCCCCGCCCCGCCUCCGUCGCCGCGCCGCCCGCGUUCCUUCCGCAGCCGCGCCGCGACAUCGUCAAGCGAGCCCGGUCCGUCGACGCGCUCAGCGGACUCGACUCCCGCGAGGAACCCCGUAUCGCCUCGCCGUCGCCCCCGCCCCCGCGAUCGCCCUCGCCGGGGCCCCGGGCGCCGCCGACCGCCGGGCCACCCCGGCCUCCCGCGCCCUCGCCCCCGCCGCCGCCCCGGGCGCCCCCGACGCCGCCGCCGGAGCCGGCUCCCCGGCCGACGCCCGCCCGCGGCGCCCGCCCUCCCCGGCGGCCGACUCCUCUCCUGAGAGAUACGGAACGUCCCCCGCCCGACGCGGUGCGGGCGGCGCUUCGAAAAUUCGAGAGUGCGCCCGCGCGGCGGACGGCGCCGGCCGCCCGCGUGUCGGCCGUCCUGCGCGGCCUCGAGGGCCCCGCGCACACCUCCACGCCGGAGCCCCGGGACCGGGCCCCGGCGGCGCCGCGCUCCCCGACGCCCCCGCUCGAGCCGACAGCGGCGGUCUCGUUCGACGAGAGCGACGGCGACGGCGCGGCGCGGCCGGUGUCGCGCGCGGCGCUGGAGGGCAUCGCGCGCGCGGGCUCGUCGGUGCGCUUCCUGUUCCCGGCGCGCGGGGGGGGGUCGCACCUGCCGCCGCCGGCCGCCGCCAACCCGGUGCUGCUGGGCCGCGCGCGCCGCGUCGGCGUCAUCCGCCCGAUGCCGAUGCGCUCGCCGGACCCGCCGGAGCCGCCGCCGCUCGAGAUCGACCCCAAGCUCGCGUCCCCGCCGGCGACGCCCCGGCCGACCUCGCCGCUUCCGGCCGAGCCCGAGCUCGGGCCCGCGAUCCGCCUCGAAAGGCGAGACCCGCCCCCGGCGGCCCUCGUGGAGCCGAUUCCGCGCCGCCCGCUCGAGGAGCGGCCGCCGCCGCCGCAGCCGGAGCCCCCCCGAGAGAACGAGACGGAGCCCGGCGACCCGAGACCGAAAGACGAGAAGGCGCUAGCGAACGGCCACCCCGAGCCGCGGCCGCCGGCGGGGAGCGCGCCGUCGCGUCUGGGAACCGCGGACGUCGAGCGGGCGUGGAACGGGAGCGGAGACCGUAGAUCGGCGGCCGAACCGAAGGAGAGAGAGUCGGCGGCGGCGAGCGAGGAGCGCAGGAGCCCGUGGGAGGGCGCGCGGCGGGCGCGGGCGCCGCCCCCCGCCACGUCGGUGGUGUUCGACUUCUCGGGCCGCAAGGAGGUGCCCGACUACAUCGAGAACGACGGCAUCGUGCUGCGCGGCGGCCGCCGGGCCCGGUUCAAGGUGAGUUGCGUGCGCUCUUUCGCUCUUUCGUUGCGUCCGUUCCGUUCCGAUCGCGUCGUGUGGCCCGUCGUAAACGACAUACACUUUCCCGGAAGUUUCCAGUCCCGGUGGCGAUAUUAA